AUGGAUAACCAGCAGCCGUCGCCAAAGUCGACUCGCCACAUAGACAGGGAGAGGAAGCGGGCUGCUCGAGCGUGCGAUGGCUGUCGCCGCCAGAAGGAGAGAUGCGAUGGCGGCGUGCCCUGUCGGAGGUGCUUCCGGCUGGGCCGCCAGUGCGACUUUACCAGCAGGGCUUCAGUCGACACCGAAUCCCAGGCCGGCUCUGGCUCACGGCCAGGGGCAAACACCUCCUCUGAGCAAGCAAAGCGGCUCGAGUAUCUGGAGAGAAUCGUCCAGGGCUAUGUCGGCAGCAAGGAUGCGUUGGACCUCGAGACCCUCAAGAGUCUAGCUCAGGGUGCAGAGAAGCGGCGGAAUUCGCCUCGACCUGCCGACAUCUCAUCCCAAAGCUCCGAAUUUGACGGCGUGGACGAGAAGUUUGACAUACAGCCCCUGCACGGCAAUGUCACACACUACUCUGGCGAGUUCUCGCAUUGGAACUUUUCCAUGCGGAUCAAGAAGUGGAUAGACCAGAGUGUCCCCAAUGACGCUUCCAAUUAUCCGUCCAAAUCUGCCACCACAUUCAAGGAGUACUACCGGGCCGAGGAGCUCCAAUCGCACUCGGACGCAAUGGGCUUGUUAUCGCUUCUGCCGCCUAGACCCAUUGCCGACUUUCUCGUUUAUUCCUUCUUCAAGCACGCGCAGACCAACUACUUCUUCGUUGAGCAAAACUGGUUGAGAGCCAAGCUUGACCUAGCCUACGAAAACUCUGCCGCCUUUACUCGGCGAGAUGUGGGCUCUCUGGUGGACGGUGUUGAGAACCCCACAGAAAAGGGCUCUGAUGCAUUCACGGAAGAUGCAGUCGGAGUGCUAUUCUAUCAGCAGGCAUGCCGCCUUCUUUCGGAUGUCAUCACCGUCUCAUCGCUCGAGUGUGUCCAGGCUUGCUUGUUGCUCGGUAUCUAUACGCUUCCCGUGGACGCAUCCGGAUUGGCCUACAUCUAUCUCAACUUGGCCCUCAAGCUCGCCAUCCAGAAUGGCAUGCACAGGAAAUACCCAGUCGAGAAUCGGGAUGCAGAUAUCGUUGAGACCAGAAACCGGGUUUGGUGGACCGUGUACACCAUAGAAAAGCGCGUCGGAAUAUUCCAUGGCAGACCGAUGUCCAUAUCCAGUACGGAUGUGGAUGCUGAUUUCCCGGUUCAUCAUCCCGAUCUAUGGUCCUCGACCUCACAAACCGAUACCGCGCAUAUUCUGGCAACAUUUGAGCUCAACCAGCAGCUGAGUAAACUGUCUCGGGAAAUAACAAUCCUCAGAUCUCUUCCUAAGCAUGAGGUGCCCGAAGGCCUGAAGCGGCUCGCACAGUUGCACCGUGAGCUCAAGUCCUGGUGGGAUGCUCUGCCGGUGGACAUCUUUUGCAAGGAGUUUACAUCUCAGUCCAAGAUUUCCCGCAAGCACAUGCAUCUGCAGUUGGAAUACUGCCUUGUCCGCAUGUUUGUCGGCCGCGUCUUCAUCUUCCCCGAGGCAGGGUUGAGGGACGGCAGCAGCCCGGCUACGUCUGCGAAUGCGCCCUCGAGUGCAUCGUUGAGCAAGAAAGGCACUCGCUCGACCUUGGUGGCGGAUUGCGUCGAGGCUGCUCUGUCCGUCAUCGACACGUGUCGCUGUCUGCGAAACACGAUUGGCCUUGCGCGCGCCUCCUACACUGAGUUCAGCUCCUGUCGAGCGGCGCUCAUGGUGGUGACGACGCAGUGUCUCGCUCAGAAAACAUACAUGUUCAGGCAGGCUCUGCGGGAUGGGCUGUCCAUGCUCAAGGAAAUGUCAACUGGCAGCCUAUCGGCGCACUCGGAAAUGUCGCUGAUUGAGGCAUUUGAACAAGCCAUUGCCAACAUGAACGCACAGGAGCAGACGACCAGCUCCAUGGUGAGCGAGUCCGAGUACGCAAAGUUCAAGAAAUGGGAGCAACUGUGGAAGAACGACGCGCCCACCGUGACGGAGUCAGUUGAUGGAAGCGUUCAGGGCAAACAAGUGCCAACGGCGCCCCCAGAGCCGGAGCCGCCUCGGCCAAUGCCAGAAGCUCCAAAGGAAGAGGGCAUGAUGAUGCCCUCAAGCACGCCGUUCUUUGGCGUAGACGGCCAUUUCGCUUCAUUUCCCCAGAGUCUGGACGAUUUCACGGCUUUUUUUGGCAACGAAUUCGGAACGAACAUUGACUCCGGACAUGGCUGA
Molecule: messenger RNA, 2190 nt
Organism: Trichoderma reesei QM6a
Lineage: Eukaryota; Fungi; Ascomycota; Sordariomycetes; Hypocreales; Hypocreaceae
Product: N-terminal binuclear Zn cluster-containing protein
Exons: 8
Coding region: 1-2190 (729 amino acids)
Biological process (GO): regulation of DNA-templated transcription; DNA-templated transcription
Molecular function (GO): DNA binding; zinc ion binding; DNA-binding transcription factor activity, RNA polymerase II-specific
Source: RefSeq, a predicted model, not a curated record